Messenger RNA from Lontra canadensis (Northern American river otter), 3793 nucleotides. It is a transcript of the gene ARHGEF6, whose product is annotated as Rac/Cdc42 guanine nucleotide exchange factor 6. Gene Ontology annotation, molecular function: guanyl-nucleotide exchange factor activity; protein binding. NCBI's taxonomy places the organism in Eukaryota, Metazoa, Chordata, Mammalia, Carnivora, Mustelidae. Gene Ontology annotation, biological process: intracellular signal transduction. The coding region runs from base 536 to 2875 and encodes 779 amino acids. The transcript has 23 exons. The record is from RefSeq and is a predicted model, not a curated record.
CCGGGAUGGCUGACGGCAGGCACGGUCUUCAUUCGCUGGUCAUGUUAUCACCGUGCAAUUCAAGGUGUUCUACAAGGAAUGAUCCUGAGACACCAUCUCUGUGAGACAGGAUGUGGACAUCCGGCCACUUCUUGGAAGAAUUUUCUCGGCCUACCUUCUCCACGAGGCUCAGAUCUGUCUGACCUAAGAGCCAGUUGGCAUCUUCCUCCUGACAGAAGCCAGAUUUUCACUGGGGCUAGACUAUUUAUUGACAGUGUUUUCCCAGACUGGCCCGUUUGGACAAAGAAACCCAGCAUUAUUCAAGGAUUUUUCUUCCUUCUAUGUCUGCAUCUUUUAAGCGCAAUCUCUGUGGCUUUAAGAUCCCGUCAUUCGAGUGGGUUCCACGGUUAUCUAAGAAAAGUUGUCAAGAGGCUUUGCUCUGCAAGCCCCAGAAGAGAACUUAUAAAAACGGAAGGCAGUGGCAGAUGCAAUUACGGAUGUGGCUUAGUCGUUGCAGCUGCCCCACGGAGCUGUGCAGAGCAUACCGUCCUCAGUGAUGAACCCAGAAGAGCGAAUCGUGACAUGGCUUAUAUCCUUGGGAGUUUUAGAUUCCCCCAAAAAGACCAUCUGUGAUCCGGAGGAGUUCUUGAAGUCCUCUCUGAAGAAUGGGGUAGUGCUGUGCAAAUUGAUCAACAGACUUAGGCCUGGCUCUCUAGAAAAGUACUGCUCAGAGCCCCAAACCGAAGCUGACUGCCUCAACAACAUUGGUGACUUCCUGAAAGGAUGUGCGACCCUUCAGGUGGAGGUAUUUGAUCCUGAUGACCUUUAUUCAGGGGUCAACUUCUCCAAGGUUCUGAGCACACUUUUAGCUGUCAACAAGGCAACAGAAGAUCAGCUCUCAGAAAGACCAUGUGGACGUUCCUCUUCUCUUACUGCUGCUAAUAGUUCUCAGACGAACCCGCAGGGAGCGGUGGUUAGCGCACCUCCAGGCCCGCAAAGGCAGUCCAAGGCAGUGGAGAUGACGGAAAAUGGAAGCCAUCAGUUGAUAGUAAAGGCAAGAUUCAACUUUAAGCAGACAAAUGAAGAUGAGCUGUCGGUUUGUAAAGGGGACAUCAUUUAUGUCACCAGAGUUGAAGAAGGAGGCUGGUGGGAAGGCACAUUAAAUGGCAGAACAGGCUGGUUCCCUAGUAAUUAUGUCCGAGAAAUCAAAUCCAGUGAGAGACCUCUGUCCCCCAAGGCUGUCAAAGGAUUUGAAACUACUCCGCUUACCAAGAACUAUUAUACUGUGGUGUUACAGAACAUUUUGGACACUGAAAAGGAUUAUGCUAAAGAACUUCAGUCUCUGCUUGUCACUUACUUAAGACCCCUGCAGUCCAAUAACAAUCUAAGUACUGUGGAGUUUACAUCUUUAUUGGGGAACUUCGAGGAAAUAUGCUUGUUUCAGCAGACGCUCUGUCAAGCCUUGGAAGAAUGUUCCAAGUUUCCAGAAAACCAACACAGAGUCGGAGGUUGUCUAUUGAACCUCAUGCCUCAUUUUAAAUCUAUGUACCUGGCUUACUGUGCAAAUCAUCCGUCAGCUGUCAAUGUGCUUACACAGCACAGUGAUGAUCUGGAACAGUUCAUGGAAAGUCAAGGUGCAUCCAGCCCAGGGAUCCUCAUUUUAACAACCAGCCUCAGCAAACCAUUCAUGCGACUGGAAAAGUACGUUACUCUCUUGCAGGAGUUGGAACGGCACAUGGAGGACACGCAUCCGGAUCACCAGGAUAUUCUGAAAGCAAUCAUAGCCUUCAAAACGCUCAUGGGGCAGUGCCAAGAUCUUAGAAAGAGAAAACAGCUGGAGUUGCAGAUACUUUCUGAGCCUAUCCAGGCCUGGGAAGGAGAGAGUAUUAAAACCUUGGGAAAUGUGCUGUUUAUGUCACAAGUAAUGGUGCAGUAUGGAACAUGCGAGGAAAAAGAGGAGCGGUACCUUCUGUUAUUCUCCAGUGUCCUGAUAAUGUUAUCGGCAAGUCCUCGGAUGAGUGGCUUUAUCUACCAGGGAAAAAUACCAGUAGCGGGAAUGGUGGUGACUAGAUUAGAUGAAAUCGAAGGGAAUGACAACACAUUUGAAAUCACAGGUAACAUCGAGAGAAUCGUCAUCCACUGCAACAGCAGUCAGGACUUCCAGGAGUGGCUGGAGCAGCUGUGCAGACUCAUCCGGGGACCCGCCUCCUGCAGCUCGUUAUCUAAAACGUCAUCGUCAUCUUGCAGCGCCCAUUCCACAUUUUCCCAGUCUUUUAGCUCUACUGGACAGCCCCGAGGACCCCUGGAACCUCCUCAGAUUAUAAAGCCGUGGAGUUUAAGUUGUCUGCGACCUGCACCUCCACUUAGACCGUCAGCAGCACUAGGUUAUAAAGAGAGGAUGUCUUAUAUCUUAAAGGAGUCUAGUAAAAGCCCCAAAACGAUGAAGAAGUUUCUUCACAAAAGAAAGACAGAAAGAAAGCCGUCGGAGGAGGAAUACGUGAUUCGGAAAAGUACCGCCGCUCUGGAAGAAGAUGCGCAGAUCCUUAGGGUGAUUGAAGCCUACUGCGCCAGCGCGAACUUUCAGCCAGGCCACAGCUCAAGUGCUCGCAAAGAUUCACUCCCACAAGUUUUACUCCCCGAGGAGGAGAAACUCAUCAUUGAAGAAACCAGGAGCAAUGGCCAGACUAUCAUUGAAGAAAAGAGUCUGGUUGACACUGUGUAUGCCUUGAAGGAUGAGGUCAAAGAACUGAAACAGGAAAAUAAAAGAAUGAAGCAGUGCCUGGAAGAAGAAUUGAAAUCAAGAAGGGACCUAGAAAAGCUGGUGCGGAGGCUGUUGAAGCAGACUGAUGAGUGUAUUCGGGCUGAGUCCAGUAGCAAGACCUCCAUUCUUCCGUAACCAUCACUGUGCAGCUGGGCACACGUGCCUCCGGGACAUCUAGAAAUGCCCAGCUGAAUGAUUUGUUUGCUCACUUCCUUGGUUUUUAUUUUGUAUCUGAGUCAGUCCUCUCUCUCUCUCUCUCUCUCUCUUGCUCUCUCUGUUUGCUUGAGUGUUUGUUGUCGUUUGGUUAUUGGUUGGUUAUUUUCUUUUUGACCGGGGUAAAAGCGAGACGUGGUGGUGGAAAUCUCCCCAGAGUCUUUUCCACUCAAUAAGAAAAGGAAAACGAGGACAGGCAAAUGAUUUAAGUGGUCUUCAUAUGGCCUUCAAUUUAUAGUGCCUCUUCACCAGCCAUUACUCGCCCCCACACCCCGCUCCGUCACUCUUUUGGGGCUGGCUGCCAUAUCAGAGUGGCCGGUCGUGGCUUAGUAAAUGUGAACUUGACUUUUUCUCUCAUGCUUUCUUGUAUCUGGAAGCCCCUCAGUACCCAAUUUAAGGAGGGCAAAGCUCCUUGAGCUAUGACAAGGGUAGGGUCAUUUGCCCAGUAACCCAGCCAUCCUGCCCCGACUAUCAUGUGCCACCCUCAAUGCACACUUUUUUUUUUAUUACUGCCCUGUGUUGUCUAUAAGGCCAAGAAAACAGUAGCAUCCUUAUUCCUUUUGUGUGGGUUUACAUUUUUAACUCUAUGGGGCAGAAGCCCCGGUCACCCUUGCCAACACCAGACCCAUUAGCAAAUUGCAGUAGACAAUCUUGCCCAUCUACCGCAGAGUUGACCAUCCCUGCCCAGUGCAUGAUAGUUUUUGCCCCUCACUGUCUGCCUCAUGUGUAAGUUUUCUACUUCCCCAGUGCUUUUCAGCCAACCGUGUAAAGCGGUGUGUAAACUCGUACGUGUGCACUUUGCUUACUUUUUGAAAAUAUAGACCGUGAGCAGUCACUUCA